GGAUAUAGUUUUGUUGUUGUGAUGUAGGAAGUAAACACGAAUACGUGUAAUGCAUCAUUGACUGAAUAAUCUUCUAAAAACAUGUUAUUACUAACAAUAAAUUUAUAUAUAAAAUCAUAACCUUCAAUUUUAGCUUAUAGAUUUUUUUGUGGUACAAAGUGCAAGGUUUCUUGGAUUACUUAAUAUUAACAUAGUUGGUUUCAACAGUGCUAGUCUCUGUCACUAAUGGAAGAUUACAAAUACCUGUUCAAGGUGGUCCUCAUUGGAAAUGCAGGUGUCGGCAAGACCUGCUUAGUACGCAGGUUUACACAGGGUCUUUUCCCACCUGGUCAAGGAGCAACCAUUGGUGUGGAUUUCAUGAUCAAGACAGUUGAGGUGAAUGGAGAAAAAGUUAAGCUGCAGAUCUGGGAUACAGCUGGACAGGAGAGGUUCCGUUCAAUCACUCAGAGUUACUACAGGUCUGCCAAUGCCUUGAUUCUAGUCUAUGAUAUUUGCUGUCAGACAUCUUUUGAAAGUCUUCCACAGUGGCUCCAUGAAAUAGAGACGUAUGCUAGCAGUAAAGUGCUCACUUAUCUUGUGGGUAACAAGUCUGACCAAAUAACUAAGCGGGAAAUUCCCACAAAUGUGGGGCAGCAGUUUUCUGAGAGAUAUGAAAUGAAAUAUUUGGAGACAUCUGCCAAAGAAGCUGAUAAUGUUGAAAAACUCUUUAUGGACAUUGCAGUUGAAUUGACAAAACAAACGAAAGAACACGAACUUCGUCCCAAUAGUCUGGAAAUUUUCAAUAAGGGAGAAACAACAUCCAUAUCAACAGUUAGUUGUUGCAAGAUCUGAUUCAAGUAUUACACAUUCGUGCAUGGGAAAAACCCAAAACAUUUAUUUAAAAUUUACAUGUUUAAUGGUGUUCUAACUAUUAUUAUAUGAAACUGUUCCUUUUACUUGUCCUUAAUGCUGUGUGAAGUGAAUGUGUCGAAACUUUAUUUACAUGUAUCAUGAGGGCUGUUCAGAAUUGAUCACAAUGGGGAGGUAGGUGGGAGGUAUUUUGUUUGUAUAUACAAUUAUGAUAGAAUAUAAUUGUAAUUAUGAUAGAAUGUAAUUAUGAUAGAAUAUAAUUGUAUUUCAAACCAAGUAUGCAUAGAGAAAAUAUAGCAGCAGACCUACCAGGCUUGAAGUAAUCACCUUGAAGCCUCCUGCCUCCACCAUGUGAACAGUUAUGGUACAAGUUUAGUAUUCAGUUGUAUUACUGGACUUUUUAUGGUGAUCUUAUUCAGUUGUAUUAUUGGACACUUUAUGGUGAUCUUAUUCAGUUGUAUUAUUGGACACUUUAUGGUGAUCUUUAACAAGUUUAAGUGAAAUGGUGUCCUAGUUGUAUUAUUGUACACUUUAUGGUGAUCUUUAACAAGUUUAAGUGAAAUUGUGUCCUAGUUGUAUUAUUGGACACUUUAUGGUGAUCAUUAAUCAACUUUGAGUGAAAUGUUGUCUUAGUUGUAUUAUUGGACACUUUAUGGUGAUCGUUAAUCAAGUUUAAGUGAAAUGGUGUCCUAGUUGUAUUAUUUUAUUAUCUGUAUUAUUUAGAGACAAUUUACAUUAAUUACUUGACAUUUUGUGGUGAUCAUCAAAUUUAAGUGAAAUGGAGACCUAGUCAUAUCAGUAUUAUCUGGAGAAAAUUUACAUUCAUUAUUGGACACGUUAUUCUGAUCUUUAAAAAGUUUAAGUGAGAUGGCAUCCUAGUCAUCUUAUUAUAUUGUCUGUAUUAUAUGGAGACAAGGUUACCUUACCGGUAAUUAUUUUCCUUUAUCCUGCAGUCACCCUUUGUAUUGGUAGAGCCAGGAUAUAAUGUCUGGAUAAAGAAACGUGACUUGUUGCCAAUGGCAGCAUAAACCCUGUGAUGUGACAUGAGCCUGGCAUGUCUUUUACUUCUGACUAGUUUUUUUAAACAUUAUUACUGUGUCAAUACAGUACUUUUACUUCUUUGAAAAAACAACAACAAAAACUUUACCAACAGGUACAGAAUAGUGAGAUGAUUAUCACCUUCUCAGACAGUUGGAAGAAGCAACUCUGAUGAGACUGUACAAAAAUUGAGACAGUCAGAGUGGCCCAUUGAGACUCCUUCACACCAAGCUCUGUUGAAACUGACAAAAACAGACAAGACGGCUCAUUUCAACAGAUGGGUGUAGCUUGUGAAUUUUUUUUUACAAACACAGUAUAUGGAACAUGUGUUAUUUGCCUCAGAAUAUAAUGACCAAUGGUUCGCCACAUUAUGCUCCCCUCCCAUCCCAGAAUUAGUCACUGGCGAAGUCAGAGGUUAAGUCCAGGAUGGGUGUGCCUGAACCUUCUGUGGAUACGGGCAUGUUAAUAGAGUUUUCAUCCGUAUUAUGUUCCAAAAGUAUGUAAGAGUAAUAGUCGUAUAUGCUAAUGAGAAACAUUAUAAUUUGUGUUUAAGCAGUAUUAUUAAAACACUAAAGUAUGUGUAAGUAUAUCAAAACGUCCUUGCAGUACAUAUGAAUACCUAUCUUUGAAAGCCCACUGGUGUCUAAAUCUAUAAGUGCAAUGACUAUUGUGAACUAGUAUUAUUUACAGUAUAUGGGUGGUGGGUACGAAAUCGACAAAUGGGAUAGAUUUAAAACUUUUUUUUAGCCAACUUUGUCUCAAAUGGUACUUUUUAUGUUAAAAGUUUUAUAAUGCCAUUUCACACCAAAAAAAAGAGGAGAAAAAAGGGGGUAUAAAACAAGAUUAAUAAUUCUGCAGGAGAAUAAAUGAAUACCAGACUUUUAUCUUGUUCAUAUUAAAUUUCUGAUACAAAAUAAGUUUGAAAAUACUCAAACAUGUUGAUUUUUAUUUUAUUGCAAUUACAUAUUUGAGAUCUGUGAAAUGAAUGUUUUGAUUGUGUUAUGGUAUGCUUGAUUAAAACCCCCAGCUAAUAACAACAAACAAACAAGCUACAAUGAUCUUAUUUUACAUUUUAACAUUUAUUUUAUGACAUCAUGACUGAAUGUCUAGUGUGCAAAUAAUAAUUUCUAUACGUGUAUACUAAUGAAGACAUUUGAAUUUUCACUAAAUAAAAUAGAAAUGGUAGUCUUAAGUUUGUUUUAUAGUAAUAAAGCAAAAUACUCAGGCAAUCAAGGUGCUUCAUCAUUGUACACAUAAUGUUGGUGCUUUUCAUUUAUAUUUAAAUUCUUUAAAAUUCAGCAUUUGUCAUAUUUAGAUGACACUUUGGUUUGCUAAGCUAAGAAGUAAAGAAACCAGAAAGUUAUGAAUAUCUGAUAUAAUAAUUUUACCAUGCCAAUAAGAAACCAGGAAAUUAAAGCACAAUAGGAAACCAAUACUGGGAUUUCUGACAUUCUGACAACCAAUGGGGUUGGUUGGGGCUUAAGGUUGCUCCAUUGUCCUGGAGUGUACUACCUUAGAAAUAUUAGUUAAAGUGAAAAAUAUUGUUUUAUUUAGCAACACCACUAGAGCACAUGGAUUUGAUUAAUUAUUGACUAUAGGAUAUCAAACAUUUAAUAAUUUGGAAAUGUAGUUUUUAGAGGAAACCCAUUAGAUUUUUCUAUGAGCAGCACAGUUAAAAUAAGUCAGGUUAGCUGUUUUUAAUGUUUGAUUUCUAAUUCCAUAUAAAGCACCUUUUCACUGGUUUACUGUCUUUUUGGAGGGAUUCUUAGUUUCAAAUGGUCUGUUUAGUAUUUGGCAGUACUGCUGAAUUUGUGGUUUAAUUUUUGUUUCAUUGACAAAUUGUAAUAUUUGCUUAUGUUUUAGGUAAGAUUUUGGAAAAGUUCAGGUAUGAUUACUGCAGUUAACUUAAUUUUGAUCACUUGAUAUUUUCAUAUCUUACAAAUCAGUUUUUAAAAAACUUUACCCAGCAGUACCCUCAGUUUUAAAAAACAGACUAAAAAAAAAACCCUCCUUACUCAGGUUUUAUAUAUGUAGGUAACAGAAUGCACAUUAAUGUCAAAUUUUGAUAAUGUUCGUGAAUGAUGCUUCUGAUUAUUAACCCUGAUAUUGGUUAUAUACCAAGAAAAUCCUUGUUGCUAAACACGUUUGUGGUUCUAGCUCAAAUCUUCUUCAUUCCUUAUUAAAUGUUGUUUUUAUUGUAAAUUUGUUAAAUGUAUUUUUGUUUUUAGUCAAAUACUAUGAUCAGUUAUACAUUGUAUAUUUAACAGGUAUGUUGUAUUAGUAUUUGUUGUACAUAUGUUGAUUUGUUUUGUAUGGUUGUGUACAUAACUAUUAAAGAAGAUUACAUGCUUUAUCCAUUAUUAUGCCUGUAUUGAUUCUUCAGUGUUGUCCAAGUCAUUCAGCAGUUUUUGUUAAUUGCAAUCUGCCUUAUUCAUCUUUUUAAAAAAGUGUUUCUCUGGCACUAAAUUAAAAAACAUUAGGCAUACAGUAUUACAUCCAUAUUACACCUCUGUUUUUAAUACAGUAAUAACUUUUAAUGAUGCUCUUGAAACUGCAACAUCAGUGAUUACAUUUACCACUGUUUUAAUAUAUAUAGAGAGGAUAAUAAACAAGUUACCAGUUGUUAUAAAAUGUAUGUCCCGAGUGAAAUAAUUUUCACUUGUAACAAGCUUGAGCGAGUGACGUGAAAAUUAUUUCAUGAGGGAGAUACAUUUUAUAAUUACUGAUGCCGAGUUUGUUAUUGUAUUUAUUACUCCAGUCAUUUUUUGUUUCUAAAAGCAUUUAUUUUCGAUAUACAUACAUGUAAACCACUUUACACACUGUUCUGACUAUUUCUAUAACUUUUUAUCUGAAUCACUUUCACAGAUAAUUUUAAAAAAACAAAGUCCUGUAUAUGCUGUUUAAAAAAUCUAUAGAAUUUCAUUAAACUAAUAUUUUAUUACAAGUUUAACAUUAAAAACAGAAAGCUGUAAACGCAGCCUCUUUCAACUAUGUGACAUAAUUUUUGUGUUUGCCACAUUGUGAUGACAUCAUAUUUAGUACUGUCACGGUCAUUGGUUUCUAAGUGUCCUAUUGUCCAAUGGUAGUGUAUGUUACAUCAAUGCAAAAUAUUUCUCACUGAGAAAAUAUGAAAAAUAUUUUUCCUGUUAUGGUUGACCGCUGAGAUAAUAAAUACAAAAAUGUAUCCAAUGUGACAAUAUAAUUCAUGUGUUAUGAUAGCACAUACAUACAUACAUACAUACAUACAUACAUACAUACAAACAUACAUAAGGAUGACUCGAUAGCUCAAAAUGUUAUAAUGUAACAAUCAACCUCGACAUGCAUACAAUAUAUAGAUAUUCAUAGAUCAAUACAUACAUCUCUUAAAUGAGUUCUAAUGUGGAUCUGCACUAUAUUUGCAUUCAUUAGUGCUGCAAGUGGAAAAAAAAGGAAUAAUAAUAAAGUAGUUCAUCUUUCAUUUACAGAUAUUAAAAUGACCUCAACAUUUGCCAUUCCAGUCAGUCGGUUUGAAUCUACAUAUUGGUUUAUGUUCAGAUUUGCAUGUUUUAUUUUAUUUUGUGGGAUUUUGUUUCCGAUUUCAUGUAAAAACUAAUUAUGAUGUAUUGACAAACACUACCACCUAGCAUUAUUUGUGACAUACUGCAGCUAGCUUAUAAGUGCAAAAAGCCAGCUUAAAGUAAUAUUUUUUUUAUGAAAAUGUAUCUUUAGAUUAGCCAAUAACUUUAUUUGUUCAUUUCCGUAAGACAUUUGCAUUGUUCACUGUGAUGUGAUAUUUUAAGGAGAGAAAAUAUUUUUACGAGUCUCGGUCGAUAUUUAUUUUUUGUGCUCCAUAACACAUAUCUGUCUCAUCACAGUACCAUAAUUGUUUUAUUACUUCAGUCAUUUAAUACAAAAUAAAUACACGAACUAGGCCUAUUUACAAUUAGUUGAGCACUAUGCAAUCUAAUAAAUACAAGUAUUUUUCACUAUGACAUCAUCUGUAAGAUGCUACAAUUUCCGAAUUCUGUCGCACAAACUGAUAGCGCUCAUUGGUGAAUGCUAAGGGCAUUCCCCGUUUCACGCUGUAAAUAGUGCAAUAUCUUGAUUUAUGGGUUUGCAAAAUCACAGAGCAGUGCAGUAUGAUCUCAAACGGAAUUACACAUGACAUAACAUUGAGCAAGUAGAAUGUGCAAGAGGUAAUAAUAAUUAAUAUGACAUUGCUUUCAACUUGUGGAAGACAAAUACCGUAAAUCCGUAAAUAGAAGUCUGCCUUAAAUAGAAGCCAGGUUUCGUUGUGUUUUGAAAAAACUAAGAGGCCUGUCUUGAAUAGAAGCCUGCUUUACAUUAAGGCCUGUUUGUACAACUGUAGCUUUGUCAGGUUAAUGGUCACAUUAUGCACCUCAUGUCUGUAGCAUGACGUCAAAGGCUUAUAACAUCAUGGAAAGAAUAACAGGAAAGGAGAAGUUAGUUUUGCAAGCCUACAUUAUAAGAUAUCACAAGGCUAUGUUAGAAAAUUUUGCAAUAAUAAAGAAAAUAGAAGCCUAGGCUUCUAUCCAAGGAUUUACGGUAUUUUCAAACAAAUACUAUUCAGGUGAUCUUUACUACUUUUCUAAAUUAUUGCAAACACAAUUAAUCAAAAAUAAUAAAUAAAGUGAUUUAAGGUCCAAUUUUGGAGUAUUUAAAGACUACAAUAAUGAGUGUUAUCAAAUUGGUAAUAAAAAAAGAUUAUUUCUUUAUUAGAAUUGUUUAAUUUUUCACAAAUCAAAUUGGGGAAAUUUUAAAAAUGGCUUAUAUAUUUAAAUACUAAUGAAAACACUUGUGGAGUCAAUCACAAUAUUGGAAAUGUGUGCCAGUAUAUUAUUAUAGUAAUGACAACAUAUGUUAAUGACAGUCAAAAUUAAUUAUGCCUGAAUCAAGCAGGUGCAUGAAAUGGAAAUCCUAUCGUAUAUACUGAACCAAAAUAGAAAUGUUUGACAGCCAAUAUUUGGAAAGGUUAAAAACAAACCAAAAUAUGUCUAUAUAUUGGGUAUGGCCAUCUUGCGAAUUGAUGACUGCAUUGCAUCACCGCCACAUGGAACUGACAAGUGUGUUGAUUUCUACCUGUGAAAUAUUGUACCAUUCCUCAAUACUUGCAAAGUUCAUUGACAUUUGAUGGCGGGUUGGAUUGACGCCUUACACAUCUGUCUAGACUAUUCCAGACAUUGGAAGUCAUUGGUACGUCCUGUCUGAAGAUUCUGAAACUCAUGUCUAAAACUUCCAACAGCUCUACCAACCUCUUCUAUCAACAUACCAGCAUCAAGCAUGCUAAAAAGCACAUUCACGUACAUUUCUUGAUAUUCUAGACAUCGAAAAAUUAAUAAAUUUCAAUAAAUUCUUAUUGACAACAAGAUCAAUGAACUGAUAAAAAAAAACACCUUCAGUUCAAAACAUGUGGAGCAUGGUGAGCCAUGGUUGCAUGUGCAAAUCAACUUUCACUUUGUCGCUUUGUUUCACUACACACACGGUGAGCAAAAUUUAUAAAUUCCGACACUCAAGAUGACAGAAGAUUUGUAAUGCAUUUUCAAUGUUAACUGAUGUCUGAAAAUCUGACGUUUCUUUUUUGGUUCAGUAUAGUAGACAGGACCUUAAGCCCAGCCCAUCCACCCCCUCACCCUACGACAAUUGAAUAUGAAUGUUGGCCAUGAUACUCUCCAUUGUCAGUUUUCAACAUCCACAAGCAGUCACUGACUAUACCCAUUCAGUACCAUUGGUCGGUAUUUAUAUAUAUUGUUGUAUUGUUUUACUGGGUUUUACCCCACCCCUACCCCCUGAUUCAAUCACUGGUAACAAAAGAGGUUGUGCUUGGGAAAGGGAGGGUGCCUGAACCUUUUGAUAGAUUGUUCACUCUCUGAAAUGUCAUUCUGCUACAGAAAAAGUUUAGAAAGCAAGAAUGUGUACCAAUCAAAAUUUGUGUAAACAUUUCAGGUAACCCAUUUUAUUUUUGGUAACUCAUUAUGUCCAUGUAAAUUGUGUCCUAAAUUAAGUGUGCUAGCUUGAGCGAUGGAUGAAUUAAAUUAUUGUACUGACAAUUUUCAGAGGCUUGUACAACAAAACUGUCAUCUGGUGGUAUGGCAAAUUCACUGCUUUCUUUCUUUUUUGGAGAUUUAGUAUAUUUUACUCCUGUGUGUAAACUAUUCGCAUUUAUCUUUCACACACUUAUUUUAUCAAAUCGGAUGCAACAUUAAGAUGGUUAUUUUCCACCAAGAUAAUUGGAGUUUUUUUGUUGAUAAUUAUGUGAGAUUUGUUUUUUGUCUUUUUUUGUUUUGGCAUGCAUGCAAUGAGCUUAUUCGGAUUUUUCAGUAUUUGUUAUUAUGGUAUAGAUUUUUGUUUGUCCACAUUCUGUCAUCAUACAAAUCAGUUUGAAUUACUGUUUGGAGAGAAAAGAAGGCAGUUUUGUAUUAUAUUUCCUAGAUCAAGCUUAGAGAUGGUCUAAGAAUGUAUAAAAUGUUUUGGUUUGAAGAGGGGGUUAAUGGAACAUUUGAAAUAAAUAUUUCCAUUAUCUUUCAUUGUUUCAUUUAAAACAUUAAUUUGUAUGGCACUGAUGACUUAUUACAUUUUAAAUUCAGUUUAAUGCAUAUAAAAUAUAACAAAGCAAUUGAUAUAACAAACAUUCCUUUCAGUGUAAUUUUGUCUUGAUAUUGAUAUCCUGCAAAUUGUUUACCAGUAGUUCUAUUAUACAGUAUUAUAUGAAAAGCAAAACAUUUUGUUUUUCAGUUCACAGUAUUUCAGUCUUUGUUAAUGAUUGGACUAUAAUCUUUGACUGCCUGACUGGUGCUUCCAAACACUAAAGGUUCAAGCAUGACCAUCCUGGGCAUAAGUUCUGACCUAAGCAGACUUUUGUCCACGAUUUAAUAUCACCUGUAGUUAACAUGUGAUCCAUAGAGGAUAUUUUAUGUUUUUUGUCAAAUAUGAUUUAUAUUUCAUCGAGUGAAGUUUGCAAUCAUAUCUCAUGAGUCGUGACGGGUGUGAUAUGAUUGCAAACUUCACGAGAUGAGGUAUAUAUCAUAUUUGACAAAAAACAUGAAAUUUUCUAUUUAUUAUAUAACUUUUGGCACUUUACCUUUAUUUUUAAAAUGCCAGCAGCAAAAUAGUUCCGGCUUUCUUACAGUGAAGGUAACACUUUCUAGUCAGUGACGACAUUAUAGGGUGAAAUAGUGAAAUUUUCACUCUAAAAUGUGUUAUCGUCACUGUGUGACUGAUAACACUUUUAUUUCACUGAUAUUUUAAGAUAUUUCACUAAAUGUUUUAUAAUAAAUGUUUGCAUUAUGCAUACAUUCUGAAAAUAAGAAAGAAGUUUUCUAAAUCAAUAUAUUUUCUACCAAUAGAACCAAACUUUUAAACAAUUUUAUUUAAUGAGGACCUCUAUUGACCGUUCUCCACAAAAUUCAAAUGAAGCUUUUAAUAUUUGUUGUAAACAACACACUUUAUUUUAUUUAAUGCAUUAACAUUACAAUUUUUUUUAUUUUUUUAUUUUAUCAUCCCACUGCUCCCUUUCCUUUCUCUCCUUUGAAUUCCAUCUCAUUUCUUCCCGAUCUGGCAACUCUUUAUCUUUCAACUUCUUUCGCUGUCCACCUCCUCAUUUAUUAGUAUAAAUAGAUUUUUUUUAAAUUGGUAAAUCAUAAAAUAGAUUAAUGUCUCCAGUCAACAGAAUGCAAAAAACUGUAUAUUGUUGAUGUUUACAUGUUUUGUAUUUAUUGUAUGUGCCAAAUGUUUUUCCUUGUUUUUUUUAAAAUGUACAUAAUGAGUUUGACUUCAUCAUUCAAAAUAAUAAAUCACUUUUCAAAAA
This is a messenger RNA of Gigantopelta aegis, 9691 nucleotides long. RefSeq names its product ras-related protein Rab-30-like. The transcript has 5 exons. The record is from RefSeq and is a predicted model, not a curated record. Gene Ontology annotation, cellular component: trans-Golgi network. Bases 226 to 831 code for a protein of 201 amino acids. Lineage: Eukaryota; Metazoa; Mollusca; Gastropoda; Neomphalida; Peltospiridae. Gene Ontology annotation, molecular function: GTPase activity; GTP binding.